This is a messenger RNA of Trematosphaeria pertusa, 1008 nucleotides long. RefSeq lists its product as uncharacterized. NCBI's taxonomy places the organism in Eukaryota, Fungi, Ascomycota, Dothideomycetes, Pleosporales, Trematosphaeriaceae. The coding region runs from base 1 to 1008 and encodes 335 amino acids. The transcript has a single exon. The record is from RefSeq and is a predicted model, not a curated record.
AUGAUCGCUGAUGUUUGGGGCAAGAUCUUUGCUUCCGCUUACAGUAUCUGCCAAUACGCCCAAGUGCACCAUGGCGCUGGUCGCCAUCUGGGCGCCAUCCUCAAAACUAAACCAUCUGACAUCGUCGAAUCGCAAAAAUAUGCCUUCGUCGCGUCAAUAGUCGCAUUGCUCGCCCUCUCACUCCCCAAGCUGAGCAUCUGCGUCACCUAUCUGCGCAUCUUCAACACAGAUGUCCGCGGCCGACAACUCAUCCAGGGCAUCAUUGUUAUCGUCCUUGUACCGCUCGUGCCAUUUCUCUUCUUUAUGAUCUUCCAGUGUAAACCUAUUGAGGUUUAUUGGACCGAAGGCCGGCCCCUCGAUAAAUGCUCUGAGGACAUCUUAGGUCUCUAUAUUAGUGGAGGUCUCAACGUUUUCGUCGAUUUUGCACUUAUAGCCGUUGUUCUCCCUAGAGUUCUUAAAUUGCAACUAAAUGCGCGACAGAAAUGGGCUCUAGGUGGAAUUAUUGGACUGGGUUUCUUGGCUGCUAUGGCGGGCUUGACGCGUAUGAUUCGAGUCGGUACGACGCUUGUGAAACCAAACUUUGACGCUACUUGGGAUGCGUACGAUAUCUCGAUCUGGACAUCUACCGAAAUAUAUGUCAGCUUGAUUUGCGCGUCGGCUCCCGGUAUCAAGCCACUCGUGGCAAAGAUGGUGCCGAAGCUCUUGGGAUCGUCGCUCUCGAGCCGGGGCGGGACGAAGACGACGAUAUAUCCCGCAGGCUCGAUAAACAUGGGACUAAAGUCAAGAAGAGGCACGAUAGGGAGCAAUAGAGUGCGACCCAAAGCGCGCGACACGAGCGUGGGAGUUGACGAGGGCUUCUACGAGCAAGUUGAGUCGGGUGUGGACAGGCCGUCUUUCGACGAGCGGAAAAGCGCAGAGGACGUGGAUUUUCCAAUAAUGGGGAUUUUCAAGACACAGGAGUUUUCGAUACGCUCGAGCGUCGUCACGGUGACACGGGAUGUGCGAUGA